Molecule: messenger RNA, 2949 nt
Organism: Mirounga angustirostris (Northern elephant seal)
Lineage: Eukaryota; Metazoa; Chordata; Mammalia; Carnivora; Phocidae
Gene: LIMS2
Product: LIM zinc finger domain containing 2
Exons: 10
Coding region: 226-1326 (366 amino acids)
Biological process (GO): cell-cell adhesion; positive regulation of substrate adhesion-dependent cell spreading; positive regulation of integrin-mediated signaling pathway
Cellular component (GO): cell-cell junction; focal adhesion; cytoplasm
Source: RefSeq, a predicted model, not a curated record
UGCCCUUUGGAGAUCGCAGUGUGUAACGUGAGCUCCUGUCCAGAGGGAGUGGGGGGAGAGGCGCCCCCUGCAUGCUGGCCUGUCCCGUCGCCGGCGCGGGGCUUGGCCGGAGGUGGCUGCCGGGCGCCCUGCCGCUCUCGCCACCGCCUCUGACGCCCGAGGCCGGGGUGGUCGCGGGUCCGUUGGAGCAGGGCCGCCCCGCAACCGGAGGAGGAGGCCUGCACCAUGGCAGCCCGGCUGGGAGCCCUCGCCGCGUCGGGGCUCUACCGGCGGCGCCAGCACCGGCAGAGCCCACCGCCCGCCGCGCCGGGCAACAUGUCCAGCGCCUUGGCCAACGCGGUAUGCCAGCGCUGCCAGGCGCGCUUUGCCCCUGCCGAGCGGAUCGUCAACAGCAACGGAGAGCUGUACCACGAGCACUGCUUCGUGUGUGCCCAGUGCUUCCGGCCCUUCCCCGAGGGGCUCUUCUACGAGUUCGAAGGCCGGAAGUACUGCGAACACGACUUCCAAAUGCUGUUUGCUCCGUGUUGCGGAUCCUGCGGUGAGUUCAUCAUCGGCCGCGUCAUCAAGGCUAUGAACAACAACUGGCACCCGGGGUGCUUCCGCUGUGAGCUGUGUGACGUGGAGCUGGCUGACCUGGGCUUCGUGAAGAACGCAGGCAGGCACCUGUGCCGGCCUUGCCACAACCGGGAGAAGGCCAAGGGCCUGGGCAAGUAUGUCUGCCAGCGGUGCCAUCUGGUCAUUGAUGAGCAGCCCCUUAUGUUCAAGAAUGACGCCUACCACCCGGACCACUUCAGUUGCACCCACUGCGGGAAGGAGCUGACUGCAGAGGCCCGAGAGCUGAAGGGUGAGCUCUAUUGCCUGCCCUGCCAUGACAAGAUGGGCGUCCCCAUCUGUGGGGCCUGUCGCCGGCCCAUCGAGGGCCGUGUGGUCAACGCACUGGGCAAGCAGUGGCACGUGGAGCACUUUGUCUGCGCCAAGUGUGAGAAGCCAUUUCUGGGGCACCGGCACUACGAGAAGAAGGGCCUGGCCUACUGUGAGACCCACUACAACCAGCUCUUUGGGGACGUCUGCUAUAACUGCAGCCAUGUGAUCGAGGGUGAUGUGGUGUCAGCACUCAACAAGGCCUGGUGCGUGCAUUGCUUCUCCUGUUCCACCUGCAACAGCAAGCUCACCCUGAAGAACAAGUUUGUGGAGUUCGACAUGAAGCCUGUGUGUAAGAGAUGCUAUGAGAAGUUCCCGCUGGAGCUGAAGAAGCGGCUGAAGAAGCUGUCAGAACUGGCCGCGCGCAAGGCCCAGCCCAAGUCCGUGGGCCUCAACUCUGCCUGAGAGGCCUCCUGCCCACCCUCUGCCUCCACCCCAUCCCUUCCUGCUGGCACCCCCUGCCCUUCGCUGCCUCCACUCCUCAUCUCUGCUCCCUGUCUGUGGCCUCCCCCUCCUUCCUUCCUCUGCCCCUCCCCUCCCAUACCUCUUCCGCCCCUCCCCUUCUUUCUCUCCCUUCUUUCCCUCCCCCACCUCGCUCCCCUGCUUUCUUUGCUCACCACCCCUUCUUUUGCCCCUAAUCCCUCCUCCCCAGACCUCUCUUCUCUCCCUUGCUGUGGGCUCCUCUCUCUCCUUCUGUGCAGGCAUGGGGCAGACGCAGGGCCCUUGAGCCUGUGACGACCUGUGCCCACAAGCCUUAGCUCCAGGUCCUCCGCGAGUGAAUCAGGGCCUGGGGUCACCUGGCCCUGGUCGUGGGCCACUGCUCCCAGCCCUGCUCAUCCAGACUUGUCCCAUUCCUGCAGGGGCACCCAGCAGCUCACAUCCUUCUGUGGGAGCUUGGCCAGCCUCCACCCCAUAGUGGUCCCACUGUGCGCACAUGGCCCUGGGGAGGCCACAGCCAGGCAGCUGCUCCAGCCCCAUGACCCUAGCCAUGAGCAGGGGGGCCUCUGGGGAACCACCCUUUGACCCUUGGCCACACACCCAACCAAGUAGGUUGUGCUUAAACUGCCACCGCACCCCACAAAUCAUCCUCGGAGGGACAAGCACCCCCCCCCCCCCCCACCGCCAUCACUCAGGAAGCCUCCUUCCUGAAAUCUGGCCUUGGCCACUCCACCCUGGGCCAGGGGCCACUGUGGCUCCCUGAAGCUCCUCUGUGGUCCCCUCAGCACCUCGGGCUCCCUGCUGCUUACCCGCCCCCCCCCCCUGAGGGCACGUGCUGAUUCUCUGGGUGUAGCUGACCGGGGGCCAGAAGGUAGUGGCCUUCUGACUCACUCUGACCCUCCAGGGCCAGCACAGGAACUGGCGCUUGCAUGAUGACUGAAGGCUUACUUACACGACCACAUGGCCGGCGUGGGUUUUGGCGUGAGAGGGAGCAGGUAAGGCCGCAGCCCCCAUGGACAUACUGCUUCGGGGUCGUUUAACGCUUAGAGACAUAGACACAGAACAGGACUAGGACCCAGCUCUUGCUGGCAGGGCCAGGCUGCCGUCGGGCCUUGGAGACCAGUCCAGCCAGAAACCUUCAGUCCAUGAAGGCUGGCCAGGUGGGUAGGAUAGGUAGGAUGGAGCCCGCCAGCAUGGUGGCAAUGAACCCAGGCCACUAAGGCUGUGCGUCCAGCUCUGCUCCCACCUGGGCACAGGCUGGCCUUCGCGUGAAGCCAGCAGCCAGAGAGCAGGCAGGCCUGGCCUGCACCUGCACCAGGCCCUCCUGGGAGCAGUUAUGUGUCCCAGUGCCCUGUGGGGGAAGGAGAAAGGUACGCAAAGGGGCCUCAUAGGAAGAGGCAGGAGGGAGGGGGAAAGCAGAUGAGGGGAGGAGGGAGAGACCAAUGAAGUCAUUCACGGAGAAUGGAGUUGUCAUCCAGGCAUCCCCAGAGAAGUCACAAUGCUUUUUGCUUUUUCUGGAAGAGACCUUUUGCUGGCCAGUGCCUCCUAGGCCUCCUGCCCACCUGACCAUCCCCCCCACCCCGCCCCACC